Messenger RNA from Blastocystis hominis, 222 nucleotides. RefSeq lists its product as hypothetical. The record is from RefSeq and is a predicted model, not a curated record. NCBI's taxonomy places the organism in Eukaryota, Bigyra, Opalinata, Blastocystidae. Bases 66 to 194 code for a protein of 42 amino acids. Gene Ontology annotation, biological process: protein import into mitochondrial matrix. The transcript is spliced from 2 exons. Gene Ontology annotation, cellular component: mitochondrial outer membrane translocase complex.
CGAGAAUGUUUGGAAUGAAUGCACCGAUGAUGAUGGCACCCCCUCCAACGAAUCAGGGGUUUUUGAUGAGACUGUACACCAAGGGCACUGAGAUUGCGAAAACUCUAUUCCGAUGGGGUUAUAUUCCGUUUGUGAUUUAUUUGGGAGUGAAGACUCCAUUCCCGGUAACUGUCCGAGAUUUCCUUCCGAUGUAAGCAUCCCUUGUACAUUUAAUUCUCAUUU